Molecule: messenger RNA, 1435 nt
Organism: Musa acuminata AAA Group (dessert banana)
Lineage: Eukaryota; Viridiplantae; Streptophyta; Magnoliopsida; Zingiberales; Musaceae
Product: wall-associated receptor kinase-like 10
Exons: 1
Coding region: 133-1242 (369 amino acids)
Biological process (GO): cell surface receptor signaling pathway; protein phosphorylation
Cellular component (GO): plasma membrane
Molecular function (GO): ATP binding; protein serine/threonine kinase activity
Source: RefSeq, a predicted model, not a curated record
UGUCUCUGUACAUGUCCUGUGUGAGCUUUUGAGACCUGCUCUGUUCAUCGUGCUGCAGGUUGCGGACUGGGACUCCUCUUCCUGCUCAUCACUGGUUCUUGGCUGAUUUGGGGGCUGAAGAAGAGGCGGCAAAUGAGGCUCCAAGAGAAGUUCUUCAAGCAAAACGGAGGGCUGUUGCUGCAGCAGCGAAUCGCUUCCAGCGAGGGCGCUGCAGAGACCGCCAGGAUCUUCACAGCAGAGGAACUCGAACGGGCCACCGACAACUACAGCGAGAGCCGCGUGGUCGGAAGAGGCGGCUACGGCAUCGUGUACAGGGGAAUCCUACGGGACAACCGAGUGGUGGCCAUCAAGAAGUCCAGAGUCAUCGACGAGAGCCAGUUGGAGCAGUUCAUCAACGAGGUGGUCAUCCUCUCCCAAGUCAUCCACCGGAACGUGGUCAGAAUCCUGGGCUGCUGCUUGGAAACGCAGGUCCCCUUGCUGGUCUACGAGUACGUUCCCAACGGCAACCUUCACCACCAUGUCCACGGCCAGGGCCGCGCGUCGUCGCUCUCCUGGGAGACGCGCCUGAGGAUCGCGGCGGAGACCGCCGGGGCGCUUGCCUACCUCCACUCCGCCACCGCCAGGCCGAUCUUCCAUCGGGACGUCAAGUCCGCCAACAUCCUCCUCGACGAGAACCACAUGGCGAAGGUGUCCGACUUCGGAGCCUCGAGGCUGAUCACCAUGGACAGGAUGCAGAUAACCACGUUGGUCCAAGGCACACUCGGCUACUUGGAUCCCGAGUACUUCCAGACCGGACAACUGACGGAGAAGAGCGACGUUUACAGCUUCGGCGUCGUCCUCGCGGAGCUCCUGACGGGGCUUUUGCCCAUCUCUCAAGCCAGACGGCAAGAAGAGCAGAACUUAGCCAUCUAUUUCCUCGUUCACAUGAGGGAAGACCGCCUGUUCGAGAUAUUGGAGCCUCGAGUACGCAACGAGGGAAACCGAGAGCAGCUGCUCACGGUGGCCGAGCUGACCAGGAGAUGCCUUAGGCUGCGAGGGAACGAAAGGCCUACCAUGACGGAGGUGGCAGCGGAGCUCGAGCGGACAAGAAGGCAAAGGGAGCACCCAUGGCUGGAAAACGAGCACGGAGAGAGUCAGAGCUUGCUCAGGGAACCAGCAACCGUGUACUACACAAGUCCUAUCACCGGAGACGAAGACUUAGAUGCACAUAUCAUGCUCUCUCUGGAAAUGACCAGAGGAUGACGAAGACUCGAAGGUUGAUGAUGAUGAUGAUUGUCCAGCCGUCAGGACUUCGUUUUCCCUUUGACUCACUUUUGUAUCCAAAUCUGUUUGUGUCGCGAUCAUGCAGAACAUAAUAUGUCUUAUUUUAAGGCGAAGAACAGUUUUAUGUUAUAUUUUUUUAUGUAUUCAGUGAAUAAGAUCAUUAAUUCAUCUA